AUGACAGCAGAACGAAAGCCUGACCAUGUGAGCAAUAUUAAUGUAAAGAAGAUAAUUAAGUUGACUUUGAUCUUUAUCUUAAUAGCUUCCUUCAUACGGACUAGUCAACCCACUCUAGAACUCUCUAUUAAGAAACUAAGGGGACUACUCAUCAGAGGACAAGAAGAGACGGUUGCAACUUCUGGAACAACGUCCACAGAUGAAUUGCCACCGAUAUUUGAUAGAACCUUAAUGGACUUUGAUGACUUUAACACACCUAGUAAGGGAAGAUUAUUUAGUUUUAUUUUUCUUUGUCUCCUCCUUGUGAUUCCAUUUUUUAUCUAA
Naumovozyma castellii is the source of this 324-nucleotide messenger RNA. RefSeq lists its product as uncharacterized. The transcript has a single exon. NCBI's taxonomy places the organism in Eukaryota, Fungi, Ascomycota, Saccharomycetes, Saccharomycetales, Saccharomycetaceae. Bases 1 to 324 code for a protein of 107 amino acids. The record is from RefSeq and is a predicted model, not a curated record.